AUGCCGCGGGGCCCGGAGGCCUCGGAGGCCUCGGUGCAGGUGUGGGUGGGCAGCCAGCUCUUCCAGGCCGACCGGGCCCUGCUGGUGGAGCACUGCGGCUUCUUCCGGGGACUCUUCCGCUCCGGCAUGCGGGAGGCGCGCGCGGCCGAGGUGCGCCUGGGCGUGCUGAGCCCGGACGGCUUCUGCACCGCGUUGCGGGUGCUGCGGGGCGAGCGGCCGGCGCUGGAGGCCGCCGACGAGCUGCUGCAGGCCGUGGAGUGCGCCGCCUUCCUGCAGGCGCCGGCGCUGGCGCGCUUCCUGGAGCACAGCCUCACGUCGGACAACUGCGCGCUGCUGUGCGACGCCGCCGCCGCCUUCGGCCUGCACGACGUGUUCCGCAGCGCCGCGCUCUUCAUCCGCGACGGCGCGCGCGAGCUGGCGGCCGAGCUGGCGCUGCCCGAGGCCCGCGCCUACGUGGCGGCGCUGCGGCCCAGCAGCUACGUGGCCGUGAGCACGCACGCGCCGGCGCCCGGCUUCCUGGAGGACGCGUCGCGCACCAUGUGCUACCUGGACGAGGAGGAGGACGCCUGGCGCACGCUGGCCGCGCUGCCCCUGGAGGCCAGCACGCUGCUGGCCGGCGUGGCCACGCUGGGCAACAAGCUGUACAUCGUGGGGGGCGUUCGGGGCCCCAACAAGGAGGUGGUGGAGCUGGGCUUCUGCUACGACCCCGACGGCGGCUCCUGGCGCCAGUUCCCCAGCCCGCACCAGCCGCGCUACGACACGGCGCUGGUGGGCUUCGAUGGCCACCUCUACGCCAUCGGCGGCGAGUUCCAGAGGAUGCCCAUGAGCUCGGUGGAGCGCUACGACCCAGCUGCGGGCUGCUGGAGCUUCGUGGCCGACCUGCCGCAGCCGGCUGCGGGCGUGCCCUGCGCCCAGGCCCGUGGCCGCCUCUUCGUGUGUCUGUGGCGGCCGGCGGACACCACGGCCGUGGUGGAGUACACAGUACAGGGCGACACGUGGCUGCCCGUGGCCGAGCUGCGGCGUCCGCAGAGCUACGGCCACUGCAUGGUGGCCCACCGCGACAGCCUCUACGUGGUGCGCAACGGGCCUAAGGACGACUUCCUGCACUGCGCCAUCGACUGCCUCAACCUGGCCACCGGCCAGUGGACAGCGCUGCCCGGCCAGUUCGUCAACAGCAAGGGCGCGCUCUUCACGGCCGUGGUGCGCGGUGACACCGUGUAUACGGUCAACCGCAUGUUCACGCUGCUCUAUGCCAUCGAGGACGGCACCUGGCGGCUGCUCAGGGAGCAGGCAGGCUUCCCACGGCCCGGCUCCUUGCAGACCUUUCUCCUGAGGUUGCCUCCUGGUUCCCGGGGUCCUGUGGCAUCGACGACGCCGGAACUGUGACCCCUGGGCUCGACUUUAGGAUGGGAUGCCCAGAGCCUUCCUUGAGCCAUGGCUGAGUCUAUGAGGCUGGCCUCAGGAGGUGCUGGGAACUUCUCUCCCUAACCCCCGCCUCCCUUUGAGACAUUUGCGUCUUGUGCCUUCCGGUGGUGUGAACAUAUCCAAGAAUCUCAGGGAGCAACGACUCUGAGGUCUCAGCCCUAAAAUACUUGGGCUCUUUUGAAAGCUGGUGGGUCACAAUGUCAGUGGAAGGGGUUGGGGAGUAAGAUUUCAGAAAUCCAGGCUUGUAUAUGAAUGGGCCAGUAAUUGAGCACUGGCUGGGAGUAGAUUAAGUGAUGUUAAUCAAACUGCCAAUCAGUAAGUAGGCAAGAAUUAGGCACCUCCUGUGUGCCCAGCACAGUGGUGGGCCUAAUAUGGCUGUAGUUGCCAGACAGGGGUCCACAAAGCUUAGCAUCUAGCCCAGGACGACAAAAGGUUUACACACAUAUGUCCUCAUUCACAGAGGCCUCCAGGCAACAAGCAAAAACCCCCUAAACCCCCACAAUAUAAUGAAACAAAAUGCUAAAGAAAUCAGGGCAAAGGGAAAAUAGAGAGAGGAAAAAUCUAACUCCAGGAAGGAGAAUAAUAUACAAAGUGUAUGCAGAAGAUAGGCAACAUAAUUAGUUGCUGAAAAGAGAGAUUCAAAGAGGAGAGAUGGGGAAAGUUGGAGCAGAUGGGGAGAGUCUCUGUGAGCCCUGUCUUUAAGGCAGAGCAGCUGUAGAUGGAGGCAUUUUGGGACGGGGGCAGGGUGGACUGGCUUGUAGAGACAAAAACUGAGCUGAAUCUGGAAUGAGACCCGUGAGGGAGAAAGGGUUUCCCACGCCUCCUUAUGGGUUGUGGGCCCGCAGAGGGGAACCCAGUUGGAAAUCCAUUGUCCACUGCUUUUUUUGCCAUCACCCUAGGGUGAGUGGACUGUUAACUUCCAUGACUUCAGGUCACUCAAGGUAUGAGCCUAAUCCUGGCCAGGUCUAACUGUCUCAUUUUCCUCAGUGUAUCCCCUCCUCUACGUUCUACAGGUGAAUUCUCACCUCCUAGCCUCUGCUGCUGCCAUUCCCUGGACCUGGAAUGCCGUUCCUCUUCCUCUCUCUUUGUUGACUCUUCUGCCUACCUCCUCUGCGCAGGGUUGGCUGUUCCCGACCUUGGCUGCCUGCUUUGCUCGGUGGACCCCUAGCUGACGUCAUUUUUCUUGCAUGUGUGCACGUGCAUGCAGCCAUGCACAUAUGCAGAUAGCAGUCGUGCUGUCAGCUGAGCUGGGGCACUUUCUCACCUACUGAAUAAAAUGAUGAGGUCCUGAAAGACCCCAGGAGAUAGAGACCACUAGUUAGGGACCUGGUGCUGACUUCUGGUGUUAGAUGAGGUCUCUUAGCUUUAGAUUACCCCCACCCUGGUUUCUAGUCAUAUGCCCAGCUCAGUCCUCCAGCUUUUCCAUGUUCCUGGGCAGACUUCUCUGAGUGGUCCUAUGGUCUCCAUCCUCCGGGACCUGAAGCCCAUGGGAAAUCCUGGCCUCAUCACAAGUGGAGAAUGCAGCAUCAGCCUGGCACCUCCUGGGCAUGGAGCCUAGUGUCUGGGCUGCCCCUCAUUGCCUUUUCCCCUGACCUAUGUCCCAAGCCCUGGCGAAUGCUGCCCACAGAAGCCUGGGGCCUUCUAGGCCUGGAGUAACCUAAUCUUAGGAGUCAUAAUAAUAAAUCUUAACUUCUGCAUCCUGUGAACAAUGUACCAAGUAGUUUCACAUUGGUCCCACUCCAGCCCUACCUCAGUCCUGGGAAUUGGGUACCUCCUCCCAGCUGAUGACAUACGUGAGGUUCAGAGGCCGGGUGCAAUGCCAAAGCAUGGCAGAGCCUCUCACUUUUUUGUUCUGUCAAAGUGUAAUUUCAUUCACAUGUCAAAAGAUGUAUUUAACUUGUUAAUAAGGGAACCAAAAGAAUGGUAAAGCUGGUUCAAAGGAGCGUCUGAGAGACAAGAGGUGUUUGUAUAUUUUGUUGGAAAAGAUAUACUGAAAUAAGUUUGCUAAGGUAAAGAUGAGGCUGCUUGAUGUCUUACAGGGCAAUAAAACCAUAACUUUCGUGACUCUCUACUGGACUAA
Molecule: messenger RNA, 3505 nt
Organism: Camelus dromedarius (Arabian camel)
Lineage: Eukaryota; Metazoa; Chordata; Mammalia; Artiodactyla; Camelidae
Gene: KBTBD13
Product: kelch repeat and BTB domain containing 13
Exons: 1
Coding region: 1-1386 (461 amino acids)
Biological process (GO): relaxation of skeletal muscle; regulation of the force of skeletal muscle contraction
Molecular function (GO): protein binding
Source: RefSeq, a predicted model, not a curated record